AAUCAAAAAGCGCAAACAAAUUCAAAAUGCCUCGUGUACUAAAAAAAACAUGAAAUAUUGCUUUCGAAAAGGAACGAUAAACUUGAAGAUUACUUCAACUAAAAUAAAUUCAAUGGAUGUGAAAACAGCAGUCUUGAUGAGUAAUUAACGAUCCAAGCAGUAGAAUGAAAUCAGAGCGGGGAAUAAUUAAGCAGUAGAAAAGACACGAAAAAUUACUGGAGAAGGACCAAAACAUGCUGUCGGUCUUCUGUCCUCAGUACACAAAUCUUAGUCCUAUCACACACUUACAGGCGCGUUAUUUGGCUACUGUGUUACUGUAAUAAAAACUCGUGGUUAGCUUAUUCGUACUUAUUGUGAUGUUUUCUCGUAUGCACGCAAGAAAAAUUCUAAAUCCAUGUGUUUGGUGUUAUUUUCUCUUCCACCCAUAUUACCUCCUUCAACGACUGUUAACGCCACUCGCGAUCUUUACUUAAGUAGCGUUGAAAUUUCAUCAGAACUAUAUGCCUAAUUCGUACCUUUUCAUUAGAGAUCCCAUUUUUGGAAUGAGUGAUGAUACUUUCAAGGUUAUUUUAUAACUUUAGUCAGGCCCAGUUUCCAGGCUCUUCGAGUACUCAGUCUAUAGAGUUUAACAUUCGAGAUAUAGAUGUCUCGGUAACGAGAAACGUUUUUUACUGAAAAGUUUUCAAUCUAGAAAGAAGUUCAAAUAAACAACUUUUUAUAUGAGCCACAGUACCCCGAAGGUUUUAUAACUGCGUGAUGUCAUAAAGGACAACUUAUGAUUUAUGAGAUCUGGUUUAUUUAUUUUAUAAGCUCAAUCUAAACUUGAUUUUUAAAAUCCAGUUGGUUGCUACAAAAAUUCAAAUAUGAAUGACCUGGCCAAGACUUCAGUUUUCAGUUCAUUCACAACCACUAGCUUGUUUCUCAACUUUGGUUCCUAAUAUUAGCUUUACCAAAUGCUCUUCACAAUGCUAUAAUCACUCCAAUACUUUAGGUUUUUGAUAAGAUUUGUUGAAAAUCAACGAGAUAUACAAAUACAUCUCUGUUAUUGCUUUUAGGAUAUUGAUGUGAUGAAAUUAGGACAGCAACUAUUACUAUAACAUUAGCUGCUAAAUAUCACAUACUGUAUUGAAGGGAAUACAUUUCUAUUUUUGUUUGUGGGACAAACUGUCUUACUUUUGACCUGUCUGAUACUUUUAUUAGGUUGUAUUGUCUUCAGAGCAUCAUAAAGUACUAUAAAUGGAAGAAAUGAAUUUCUUCCCAGCACCUUUUUCACUAGGAACAAGCAAUAUGACAGUUGCAGAUGUUUUACCAGCACAUGUUGAUGUGUGUCCCCAGAAUGUCGAAAAGUCCAUUGUGAGCUGUCAAAUCGGUAAUGUGCUCUACAGUAGCAAGUUAAAGUCUCCUUUGAGGGAUUCUAAUUAUGCUACUAUAAUUUAUAACAAACGAACAAAAAGCGUUGAAGUUAUUCACAAAAAGCCGGAGUUUCUUGAGCCUUGUUUCGAUGAUGACGUAAUUGAAGUUCCAAAUGCAGUGAAUGCUGAUAGAGCUACUCUCAUUAAUGCUUUCGGUUCUGUCAAAAAGCAACGUGCUUUACGUGAGAUGGAAAGAAAUAAAACUCAAAAGAAUUCGGUGACCAAUGCUCAGGUGAUCGAUCGAGCUAUGCAUGGUCAAACCAAAUUAAAAUGUGAUAACGAAGCCAAUUCGAAUAAUCCUGACAACGAAAUGGAUUGCUCUAACUCUCAAACUGAUGAACGUUUCCGCCUUCUUCCACCAAUAGUCCUGAAAGCUUCUUGUCCUGAGGAUGUUUAUCCUUAUGAAAAAUUAGUUCCUCCUAGAAUUUCAGAAGCCUUAAAUUCGGAGAUACAACAUAUUAUAUCUGUUGAUGUCGAUUCAAUUGAUGCUGUAAUAAACAAAAGUAUUUAUCCUCAGUGGAUAAGAAAUAAGCUGUGCAACUUGUGUACAACUAAGCCUGAAGGUUAUAUAAAACAUGUUACCAGUUUGGUGUUUCUCAGUCAUAUGUUUGCUUUGUUUUAUUUGCCUAACCGGGAUCUGAUGCGCAAGGUUCCACUUCCAGAUACACCAAAUACUGUUAGCAAAUAUCUCCUUACCCAGUUUACAGCAUCAGUUAGUCGAAAUGGUAUGGGACGUCUAAAAGUACGCGCAAUGUCACCAAUGCUUCGUGAUAAAUUGAUUACUUACAUGUUAGUCUUGAUACUUCAUUGUGACAAUUUUAAGACGACGGUUGAUAGUUUAACUGUAGACUUCAAAAUUGGACGUGAAAGGUUAACUCAAUUUUUCCAAUAUUUGGGAUGUAAAUGUUCAAAGGUUGAAAAUACUCAAAACAAAUCUGAAGUUAACAUGGUAGCUGAACUGGUGACACCCGUAAAGUUACUGGAUCUCAAGUCAAAUAGAGCACCACAUUGAUUCUAGUAAAACAAUUGGCGACUGUAUAUAAAGUUGUUCUUUUGUUAAAUAUUCAUUCUUUCUUUGCCUCGGACUAACUAUUCAAUUUUAGUUAGAUAUGUCACUAUCUGAGAAGUCUCAAGGAGUGAGGAUAUACCAAAAUCACUGAAUCGGUCACACGAUUAAUAGAAUUAACAAAAGAAAUAGUGUUGGAUAUUGUUCUAACAGAAAGUAAAGAAAACUAUCAAUUUGACGUACGCAUCUACGAGAUCGUACAUUGGAGGAACUCCUAGUGACAAUAUUUAUACAGUUUAGUUAACAUAUUUGCAGUCAUUCAUUAAAAUAAACGGAACUGGUAAAAAUGGCAUAAGAAAAGUGUGAAAUUCCAUUUCAUGAUAAGCGAUAUCACAUAAAUUAUGACAGCAGCUGUUACUGGCCACAAUAGAACUGUUGUACGCUUGAGAAACGGUAAAGCUGAAAUAUAACAAACAAAGUAUGUUGUUUAUUAUUGGUCAUGUAUAACUGUAACAUCCAAUACCUGAUAAAAUCUCGAGAUCUGAUAUUUUGUGUCAAACAUGAUAUCUUAAACAAUCUUCAAUAAACAUCUGGAUGGGGGCAAGUAUGCUUAAGGUCAAUUUAGAUAUUUACCGUAUGAGAGACUCAACAACUAACGAACUUUAUCAAAUGUCUAUUAUUCACUGUCUGUAUUAAUAAUUUCAAAAUUAACCACAGUAUAUCUAACCAGUUAAGAUUUGGACAUCUCAUUUCCAACUUGUUUACUUUUAUUCUUCUCCCUAUUUAUCUUAAUGAUAGCUUUGUUCUGCUGUUUCCACUUUUUUUGAAAACUAUAACGAUCUAUAUCGAGUGGUUGGAAGUCACGUACGCAUACUGACUAGUCAAAGCAUUUUUUACUUGUAAAUUUUUUGUAUAUUCUAUCAUGAAUAAUAAUUAUAUUAGUCCACCUAACAGACCACGAUAACUACACGGUUAACAAUUACAAUAAAAUGAAAUAUAACAGUUAUUUUAUUUUUCUAGGGUUGUUGCACACGGUUUUGAUUAAAAAAUAUCAAGAAAUUACUGGCUAAAUACAAGUUAAAACGUGAUGUGAACUUACUACGGUAACCCAAGAAUGUGAUAUAGGUGUAGUAAGUGAAACUCAUCAACCAAAAAGUAUUACCCAGUAACCUCCCAAUGAACCAGUUUUGGAGAAUAA
Molecule: messenger RNA, 3616 nt
Organism: Schistosoma rodhaini
Lineage: Eukaryota; Metazoa; Platyhelminthes; Trematoda; Strigeidida; Schistosomatidae
Source: the annotation of a GenBank genome assembly